This is a messenger RNA of Striga hermonthica, 1698 nucleotides long. Lineage: Eukaryota; Viridiplantae; Streptophyta; Magnoliopsida; Lamiales; Orobanchaceae. The record is from the annotation of a GenBank genome assembly.
AUGGCUACACAAUCGCCAUGGCGAUGUCACUUCAGCUGCUCCCCAACACCUUGCCUCCAUUCCUCCCCGGGCUUCCUUCUCUAUUACACGAAACGGCGUCCUACUGUACCGUGGGCUUCCAGUUUCAAAUCUAAAUCAUCAUCACCAUCAUCUUCUUCUUCUUCAUAUUCCUGUGCUGCUAAUACUUUUUCAAGUAAUGUUGAAAAGAGAUUGAGAAGGAAGUCAGUGGGAUCAAUUACUGUUGGUAAUGAUUCGGACGAUAAUGAAGUUACUGAUUCUUCCCUGAAUGGAAAUGACAGUUUAAUUAACGGCAAAUUUUCGACAUUCAAAUCGUUGUUUGGGAAGCGAGCUCUGUGGCGAAGAAUAUUGUUCGCCUCGCGGAAAGUGAGGAGCAUAAUUUUGCUCAAUGUCAUAACAAUUAUCUAUGCAAGUAACAUCCCAGUUGUCAAAGAAGUGGAAGCUAUUACGGAUCCCAAGGCCUUCACAGUUGUUCGAUUUUGUGUAGCUGCCAUUCCAUUUAUACCCUUCGUGGUCCAGGCCAAGGUCGACGCCCGUACUCGUAAUGCAGGGAUAGAGUUGGGAUUUUGGGUCAGCUUAGGAUACAUAUUGCAAGCCCUCGGGCUCCUCACAUCCGAUGCCGGGCGGGCAUCCUUCCUUUCCAUGUUCACUGUAAUUGUUGUGCCCUUGAUUGAUGGCUUGCUCGGGUCUGCAGUCCCUACCCGUACCUGGUUUGGAGCUCUUAUGUCCAUUGUUGGGGUUGCUAUGUUGGAGUCCAGUGGGUCACCUCCGUGUAUUGGGGACUUGUUGAACUUUCUAAGUGCAGUGUCCUUUGGGAUUCAUAUGCUGAGAACUGAACAUAUUUCUAGAAGUACAAAAAGCGAAAAUUUCUUACCGCUCCUCGGAUAUGAGGUUUGUGUUGUUGCCCUUCUAUCAACUGCUUGGUACUUUAUGGAAGGCUGGUUUGGUGGUCAUAUCCAAGAAUCUGAUCCGUUUUCUUGGACAUUUGCAACGGUCUUGAACUCGAUUUCUUCAUUUCCUUGGGUACCUGCACUUUAUACUGGGAUUUUCUCAACGGGCUUGUGCUUAUGGGUAGAGAUGACGGCGAUGUGUGAUAUAUCCGCCACAGAAACUGCAAUAAUCUAUGGGUUGGAACCAGUAUGGGGUGCUGGAUUUGCUUGGGUUUUACUGGGUGAGAGGUGGGGUCUCAGUGGAUGGAUUGGAGCUGCUCUCGUGCUUGGUGGAAGUUUGACAGUGCAGAUAAUGGGAGCAAGGAAGAAACUCCGCAACAACCCCACUAUCGAAACCGAGGGUUCCCACCCAAGGAGAGCAGAUUGUGCCAGGAACCGAGACCUGAAACUGCAACAAAGCCUAACAAGAUCCCGUACUCCAGCCACUAGACUCUUCCAAGUAGACACCCCACUAACCAGUCAAGGGAGGUCAGCCCAAGAACCACUCCACCACUCCGAACCGCAGCCCAAAACCAACCGUUUACCAAAGUCCUCGACCAUAACCGUCAGCACAGCCGCCUUCCAGCCAUCGGAACGCCCGAAAUUCAUUCAGCAACGCCACUGCCUUGCCACGACUAACACCACUAGCUGGACGACCAAAACUCCAACCUCCCCUGACCCAACACCAGAGUACAGGGGAGAAAAGGGACAGAACCGAGGCACAACUCCAGCCACCACCACAAAAUCGUAG